Podospora pseudocomata is the source of this 1591-nucleotide messenger RNA. RefSeq lists its product as uncharacterized. The transcript is spliced from 4 exons. Lineage: Eukaryota; Fungi; Ascomycota; Sordariomycetes; Sordariales; Podosporaceae. Bases 965 to 1591 code for a protein of 208 amino acids. The record is from RefSeq and is a predicted model, not a curated record.
CGUGGACAUUUUUUUCACGUAUUCUGAUGCCUGUUACACGAUGUAUAACAAGUUCAUCAUAUUACGCCGAGCCUCAUCGGCUUACCCUAUGUCUGGCCCAUACUGGGAGAGCACGUCUUUGGUACAGUCUCUUGGCAUAAUGUCGUAUUGGGACCGGCAUUUGCCGUUUUGAUAGGCAAGAUAUAAAACUGUUAGCGCUAGGGCUGACUGUCUGCGCCGAAAGACGACAGCACUGUUCAGCCGCAUUAGAAACAUGAAAGAUAAGAACCUAGAAUACGUAUCCGUACGCGCCGCAUUCUCUACCAUCGUCAACGACCGCCGCCGCCGCAGAGAUAACCAGAUUGGGAAUCACACCAAUCGCCAGGUACCACCGCCGCCACCCACGGGACGAGUUUGAUAUGUCCCGCCUCGGACGGACGCUAACCCGGCGCUCUGGCUUUGAAAAUCUAUGUGUGCUCCCGUCUCAAGUGGCUUUCACAAUGUUAUCUCACUGGUGUAUUCGUAGCAAGUCAGCAUCCUGCCAUGGCAGAGAUGCAUAUCCAACACACCCACCAGAAUCUGCCUCGUCAAAGAAAAGAAAAGUCACAACCCCUGGACCUUGCAUUGAUCCCAAUUCGGUUGACCGAUUUUCCAAACCUUCUCCAGGUCCCGGGAGCAUGGGCGAGAAAGGCCUCACCAUCGGUCACCAUUUGGCCAACAGCCCGAGGUCAUGGCCCAUGCGGGGUGUUUAUGUCGACACCUGUACGGGUCUAGGUCUGCAAACGAUGCGUGAGAGGUCAGCUUACACGCUCUCCGAGGCGUGUUCCUUUUCACUCCCUUUUUCUUGUGUCACUGCAAGAAAUCUCACUCACAGUCUUUCCUUCUCUCUCACACGCUGCCACGGUUAUCGUCAAGCUGAGGGCAUGUCAAUCGCUCUCGUCCAUUCUUUUAGAAAACAUAUCUUGUCGUCACUCAUUCAGUCACAAUGUUGUUUCAUUUGUCAGCUCGACUCGGCCGUAGUUUCUGGGCCCUCCUUGCGGUACUCAUGGGGCUGCUCAUGGCUGUCGCUCCGGCGAGCGCAGCCAUGUCCCCCACAGAGAUCGCGGUCGCUUGCCACAGCCUUGCCCGCAUGGCAUUCGACCUGAAAGAUCUCGUAAAUGUGGUUGCGCAGAAGAGAAAUCCGGGACCUUUCCAGGAUAUCCUUGACGAGUUCAAUGAUAUUUCCGACUCUUGUCUCUCCAACAUCUCGGUCAUGAUCCGCUCUUCUGUCAUGACUGACCAGGCGGACCAGCAGCUGAUUUACGAGGCUUACUCCAAUUUUAUCCAGGGCCUCUUUGAGCUGAUGGACUCCGUCACCGAAUCUGCCCCGGUCCUCAUCGUCCUCGAUAAGCAAGCCGAGUUCCGUAUUCCUGCCGCCGUCCGCGAAGUCGCCGUCGUCGUGGAUGCUUUACUCUAUCAGCUCAUUGCCAUCUUUCCGACCAACACGUCCUAUUCAUCGCAGACUGCAAACCAAAAGACCCAAGUCGAUACGCACUUUCGUCAGGCCGUCCACGCGUUCCAUCUGGCUACGGCCAACACUGGAUCGCCAUACUCCAACACCACAUCCCUUUAG